AUGGGAAAUGAAUGCAAGUGCUUACAAGCAUAUGAAGAACCAACUUAAACAUUGAUCACAAAGGGUGAGAGAUCAAGUGAAAUACAAAAAUAAUUAAUUAGCGAAAGAAAACUCUUAAAAUAAAGGAGACAUAAUACUGAAACAAUAUAUUAGUCAAACAAUAAUAAUAAUCAAAAAUCAUCAAAGCAAUCAUAGAGAAAGGAUGUCUAGGGUCAAAAUUAUUACUUUCAAAGUAUAAACUCUUAUAAAGAAUUUCAUUCUCUCUAAAACCCUUUUGAACUAAGUUAAUCAUUAUCACAUUAAAAAACAGAGUAGAAAAAGCCUUUUAUUAAUUUACUUUAUGAUGGAGAUUGGUUAGGAGAAGUUAGAGAUGGUUUUGGAGAAUAAAUUUGGAAAGAUGGGGCUAGAUAUAUAGGGGAGUGGAGAAACAAUUAAGCUAAUGGUUAUGGUAUAUUCUAUCAUGUUGACGGAGAUAUUUAUGAAGGAUUUUGGAAGGAUGAUAAAGCCUCAGGGUAUGGAGUAUACAUGCAUAAAGAUGGAUCAAGAUAUGAAGGGGAUUGGGAUUAAGAUCUCUACCAUGGAACUGGUUGCGAAGUAUGGGUAGAUGGGAGUAAAUAUGAAGGAUAGUAUUCAAAAGGUAUGAAAAAUGGAAAAGGAAUAUAUCGAUGGGCUGAUGGGAGUGUUUAUGAUGGAUAAUGGUAAGACAAUAAGAUGAAUGGCUUUGGCAAAUACACAUGGGCAGAUGGAAGAUAUUAUGAAGGGUAAUGGAAGAAUGAUAUGAUGCAUGGUACUGGAAUUCAAAUUUGGCCAGAUGGGAGAAAAUAUGAAGGAAAUUAUGAAUUUGAUAAACGAAAUGGUUUUGGUAUCAUGGAGUGGGGCAAUGGAAAACAAUACGAAGGCUAUUGGUUAAACGGUAAAUAGCAUGGUGAAGGUAAAAUAAUAAGUGCAAAUAAAGAAAUAUAAGUAUGCUAAUGGAGAGAUGGUUAGAGACUAUGA
Messenger RNA from Paramecium tetraurelia, 996 nucleotides. RefSeq lists its product as uncharacterized. The transcript is spliced from 2 exons. Lineage: Eukaryota; Ciliophora; Oligohymenophorea; Peniculida; Parameciidae. The record is from RefSeq and is a predicted model, not a curated record. Gene Ontology annotation, cellular component: cytosol.